CUGUUGGAAGGUGGCGAGCCGGUGCCCAUCCCAAACCAGGAGGGCGCCCUGACGACGCCAUCUGUGGUGGCCUUUGGCGCCGACGGCAGCGUGCUGGUGGGCGCUGCAGCCAAGCGGCAGGCGGCCCUCAACCCCAAGAACACAUUCCACUCAGUGAAGCGGCUGAUUGGCAAGGAGUACGAGGAUGUGGAGCAGGAUGUGCGGCAGCUGGCAUAUGGCGAGGUGUCUGGCUACGUCUUGGCCAAGCUCGUGGCUGCGGCGGAAGAGUUCAGCGGGCGGCCCGUCAGCAAAGCCGUCAUAUCUGUGCCAGCAUACUUCACGGAUGCACAGCGGGAGGCCACCGUCACCGCUGGCAGAAUAGCGGGGCUGGACACCGUGCGCAUCAUCAGGGAGCCGGUGGCGGCGGCGCUGGCGUACGGCCUGGAUGCUCAGGAGGACCAGACUGUGCUGGUGUUUGACCUGGGGGGAGGCACAUUUGACGUCAGCCUGCUGGAGGUGGGCGGCGGCGUGAUUGAGGUGCUGUCCACUGGCGGCGAUGCCAGCCUGGGGGGCGACGACUGGGAUGCUGCCAUCAUGCAGUGGCUGGUGGACUCCCACCUCAAGCCCGCACGGGUGGACGUGAGGGACCCUCGCCUGGUGGCCAACCUGCGUGCAGUUGCUGAGGCAGCCAAGAUCAAGCUGAGCAGCGAGGAGCGGGUGGUGGUGCGCAUGCCGGUGGGCGGCGGCAUCGAGGCCGUCCUGACGCGGCAGAUGUUUGAGAGCCUCACCAUUGACCUGUUCCGGCGGGCGCGGCUGCCGCUGGACCAGGCCUGCUGGCAGGUGGGUGUGCUGACAGUGCCUGCUACCGUGCUGCUGGUGGGCGGCGCCACGCGCAUGCCCGCCAUCCGCCGCUUUGUGCGCAACAUGACGGGGCUGGACCCUGCCGAGUUUGUGGUCGAUCCAGACCUGGCGGUGGCGGCGGGCGCGGCGGUGCAGGCUGGCAUCUACGACGGCCAGGUGUGUGGGGGCGGGGUGGGGGCCUGCUGUCCGGCUUGCCUUGUUUGCUGUUGUUCGCUUCCGGUUCUCGGUCAAGCCGCCCUGAUUCUUCUCUGGGCGGCAAACCGACUACUCUGGCGUGUGUUGGGACGUGGCUCCGCCCGCCUCGCAGGUGUCUGA
Molecule: messenger RNA, 1155 nt
Organism: Chlorella variabilis
Lineage: Eukaryota; Viridiplantae; Chlorophyta; Trebouxiophyceae; Chlorellales; Chlorellaceae
Exons: 9
Biological process (GO): cellular response to unfolded protein; protein refolding
Cellular component (GO): cytoplasm; chloroplast
Molecular function (GO): ATP-dependent protein folding chaperone; misfolded protein binding; ATP binding
Source: RefSeq, a predicted model, not a curated record